This is a messenger RNA of Cydia amplana, 1130 nucleotides long. RefSeq names its product ribose-phosphate pyrophosphokinase 2-like. Gene Ontology annotation, cellular component: cytoplasm; ribose phosphate diphosphokinase complex. Lineage: Eukaryota; Metazoa; Arthropoda; Insecta; Lepidoptera; Tortricidae. The transcript has a single exon. The coding region runs from base 93 to 1124 and encodes 343 amino acids. The record is from RefSeq and is a predicted model, not a curated record. Gene Ontology annotation, biological process: purine nucleotide biosynthetic process; 5-phosphoribose 1-diphosphate biosynthetic process; ribonucleoside monophosphate biosynthetic process. Gene Ontology annotation, molecular function: magnesium ion binding; ribose phosphate diphosphokinase activity; ATP binding.
GCGACCUGCUCGUGAACUCCGAUAAAUCAGUUGAGCAAACAACUAUCACUCAAUACCCAGUUUAGAGCUCCGCAGUUGAUCAGAGGUCACUCAUGAAACCAGACGAAAUACAAGUGAAGGAGGAAGAUUCGCAUCCACGGAAAUUCAUCAAUCCGAGCCCAAGAAUGCCAAACAUUAAAGUAUUUACCGGGACGUCGCAUCCAGAACUAGCAAAGAAAAUCGUCGGCAGACUUGGGAUCGACCUGGGUAAAGCUACGACGAAAACGUUCAGCAACAAGGAAACCAGCGUCGAGAUAGGAGUGUCUGUAAGAGGCGAAGAUGUAUACAUUGUUCAAAGUGGGUGUGGCGACAUCAACGAUAACCUCAUGGAGCUCUUUAUCAUGAUCAACGCCUGCAAAAUUGCGUCAGCCUCUAGAGUAACAGCAGUUAUACCGUGUUUCCCCUAUUCAAGGCAAGACAAGAAAGGAAAGAGUCGCGCCCCUAUCGCAGCUAAACUUCUUGCUAAUUUAAUAUCUGUAGCGGGAGCCGAUCACGUUAUCACCAUAGACUUGCACGCGUCACAAAUCCAGGGAUUCUUCAAUAUACCAGUAGAUAAUCUGUACGCGGAACCUGCGAUCACCAAAUGGAUUCAGGAGAACAUUCCGGAAUGGAGGAGUAGCGUUAUGGUGUCCCCGGACGCUGGGGGAGUAAAGAGGAUGACAGCGAUCGCUGACAGACUCGACAUCGACUUCGCGAUCAUCCACAAAGAGCGUCAGCGUGCGGUAGAAACAGACGAAUCCACCGUUCUAGUUGGGGACGUGAACAACAGGACGGCCAUCAUGGUCGACGACUUGGCAGAUACUUGCGACACUAUCGUCAAAGGAGCGCAGAAAUUGCGUGAAGCUGGUGCCAAUAAAGUGUACGCUAUUGUGACUCACGGUGUUCUAGCAGGAAAUGCCAUUGAGAAGAUAAACAAUUCUAGUUUGGAAGCUUUUGUCAUCACCAACACGAUUCCUCAGGAGAAGCUAAUGAAAAUUUGCCCUAAACUGCAAAUUAUAGACAUUUCAAUGAUGCUGGCGGAGGCUAUUAGAAGAACGCAUUACGCGGAAUCCGUUUCUUAUUUAUUCACAAACGCUCCCUACUGAACCUCU